Sodiomyces alkalinus F11 is the source of this 1520-nucleotide messenger RNA. Its product is annotated as enolase C-terminal domain-like protein. Gene Ontology annotation, biological process: amino acid catabolic process; D-galactonate catabolic process. The transcript has 4 exons. Bases 130 to 1275 code for a protein of 381 amino acids. Gene Ontology annotation, molecular function: galactonate dehydratase activity. Lineage: Eukaryota; Fungi; Ascomycota; Sordariomycetes; Glomerellales; Plectosphaerellaceae. The record is from RefSeq and is a predicted model, not a curated record.
GGAGCCCUUGUGUUUUGGUGGACUGUCCUUCUGAAUCAAAGGUCGCUCCUAUCGUGGAUUUUCUGCGGCCGCUUGACUUCAACGGUUUGGCACAACAGGCGCGGGCGAUCUGUUCUUUUAUCAUAAAACAUGGGAAAAAUUCAGCGCAUCGAGUAUUUCCGAGUCCCACCUCGUUGGCUGUUCGUGAAGAUCACCGACGAUUCAGGCAAUACCGGAUGGGGUGAAGCUUCACUCGAAGGCCACACACAGGCCGUCGAGGGAUGCCUAGAUGCUUGGAUAGACCAAUACACGGGGAUGGAGGCCGAUGAUAUCGAGCACAUAUGGCAACGGACAUGGCGCAUGGGCUUUUACAGAGGCGGCCCAGUCUUUAUGAGCGCUCUGGCCGGGAUCGAUAUUGCACUUUGGGAUCUGAAAGCCAGGAAGUUCGGCGUGCCCAUUUACCAACUUCUCGGAGGCAAGGUCCGCGAUAAGCUGAAAGUCUACGCCUGGAUCGGCGGGGACCGACCUGCAGACAUCGAGGCGCAAGCUCUAUCGCGCAAAGCGCAGGGAUUCAUUGCUGUCAAGAUGAACGGCACCGAGGACCUAGGUUGGCUCGAUUCCCCCUCGGCGCUCGAUGCAUGCGUAGAGAGAGUCAAGGCAGUGAAGGCCUUGGGCUUGGACGCUGGCGUCGAUUUCCACGGGCGCGUGCACAAACCCAUGGCGAAGCAGCUCGCAGCCCUGCUAGCCCCUCACCGGCCCAUGUUCCUCGAGGAACCUUUGCUCUCCGAGCAUCUGGAAGGUAUCAAGGACUUCUCGCAGACCGUGACGUCGCCCAUCGCACUCGGGGAGCGGCUUCAUAGCCGGUGGGACGUGAAGCCGUUCCUGGAGGCCGCGUGCGUCGAUAUCCUACAGCCGGAUAUCUCCCACGUGGGAGGCAUCUCUGAGCUGAGACGUAUCGCUGCCAUGGCGGAGGCGUACGACGUCGCUAUCGCGCCGCAUUGUCCGCUUGGUCCUAUCGCGUUGGCGGCCAAUAUCCAAGUCGAUGCAACCAUCGCGAACUUUGCUAUCCAGGAGAUGAGUCUCGGGAUCCACUAUAACACUGGCGGACAUGAUCUGUUGUCCUACAUCAAGAACCCCGAGAUCUGGGACGUGAAAGAAGGGUAUAUCGAGCUGAUGAAGGGACCCGGUCUGGGGAUUGAGGUGGAUGAGGAGAAGGUUCGUGAACUUAGCAAGAAUGCGGUGCCAUGGGUCAGCCCUGGGUUCGUUGGUCCGGGAAAUGAAUGGAGAGAGUGGUAGGAGAAAGAAAUUCGAAGGUGUGGGGUGGAGAGACUGCGUAUGCGCGAGAAGCCUCUUCUUGAUAGACGGCAUAUGGCCUCGAAUUCUCUGGCGCCUUGAUGUUGUAGCAGUCGGGAGAGUUAAGUGGUAUAUAUACCUUGUGCAGACCGACCUAUCACCGCCCUUUUAGGCGGCAGCCACGGAUGACCGUUAAGUGUGCGGUCUAGUGGAACGGGAUUCAUCUAACGACGGCCAGCAGCCGAGGG